Molecule: messenger RNA, 288 nt
Organism: Penicillium longicatenatum
Lineage: Eukaryota; Fungi; Ascomycota; Eurotiomycetes; Eurotiales; Aspergillaceae
Exons: 1
Coding region: 1-288 (95 amino acids)
Source: RefSeq, a predicted model, not a curated record
AUGGCUGACAACAGCUCCCCAGAUUACAAAGGUCUCUUUCUGCAGGCAGAAGAGAGACGGAAGCAGGAAGAGGAGAGACGGAAGCAGGCAGAAGAACGCGAGAGGCAGGAAGCAGAAGGGAGACGGCAAGCAGAAGAGCGCAACCAGCAGACCUCUUUCACCGAGCUCUUAAAGUACUGCCAUGAGGUUCUCUCCCGCCAGUUAAGAGUCGAGACACCGUCUCGCUCAACCACUGGCAAGAUUCCUCUUCCCACUGGAAAAUACUGCCCAACUCGAUUGGAAUUUUAG